Messenger RNA from Mirounga angustirostris (Northern elephant seal), 7691 nucleotides. RefSeq names its product proline rich 12 (gene PRR12). NCBI's taxonomy places the organism in Eukaryota, Metazoa, Chordata, Mammalia, Carnivora, Phocidae. The record is from RefSeq and is a predicted model, not a curated record.
CCCUCCCUCCCUCCCUCCCCCUCCCCCCAAUUUCCACCGCGGCCAAUUCAUGGACAGGAACUACCCCAGCGCCGGCUUCGGGGACCCGCUCGGCGCCGGGGCGGGAUGGAGUUACGAGAGGUCAGCGAAAGCUAGCUUGGUCUAUGGCAGCUCCAGGACCUCGCACCCCGAGACCGACAUCUUACACCGCCAGGCCUACGCGGCCCCCCACCCACUGCAAAGCUAUGCCACCAACCACCACCCGGCAGGCCUCUCUGGACUCUUCGACACUGGCCUCCACCACGCAGGCUCAGCAGGGCCCGACGCCUCCGUCAUGAACCUCAUCUCAGCCCUGGAGUCCCGGGGCCCCCAGCCUGGCCCCUCUGCCUCCUCUCUCCUCUCCCAGUUCCGCAGUCCUUCCUGGCAAACAGCCAUGCACACGCCAGGCCCCACGGAGCUCUUCAUUUCAGGCGCCCUGCCGGGUUCCAGCACCUUUCCAUCCUCCUCUGCCCUGUCGGCCUACCAGCACCCGGCUUCCUUCGGCAGCCGCCCCUUCCCAGUGCCCUCAUCCCUCAGCCUCCAAGACCCCCCAUUCAGCCCCCCAGCUAAUGGGCUCCUGUCCCCUCAUGACGUGUUGCACCUGAAGCCCUCACAGGCACCCACAGUGCCAUCCUCGCUGGGCUUUGAGCGCCUGGCGGGGGGCGGUGUCCUGGGGCCCGCUGGUCUCGGCCCGGCCCAGACCCCUCCAUACCGCCCCGGCCCCCCAGACCCCCCCCCACCUCCCCGCCACCUCCCGACUCAGUUCAACCUGCUGGCUUCCUCUUCCGCCGCCGCCGCCGCCGCCGAGCAAUCCUCCCCACAGCUGUACAACUUCUCGGGUGCUGCCCCGGGCCCCCCGCCACCCGAGCGGGCCCUGCCCCGCCAGGACACCGUCAUCAAGCACUACCAGCGGCCAGCCAGUGCCCAGCCCCCGCCGCCCCCGCCACCAGCCCAUGCCCUCCAGCACUACCUGAGCUGUGGAGGCAGCUAUCCCUCCAUGGGGCACAGGGCUAACCUGGCCUGCAGCCCCCUGGGUGGUGGGGAGCCCUCCCCCGGUGCUGGCGAGCCUAGCAAGGCCGGGCCCAGUGGAUCCACGGCUGGGGCAUCGGGCCGGGCUGCAGGCCCCGAGGCGGCUGGAGGAGGUGGGGCAGGGGGUGGCGGUGGAGGUUACCGCCCCAUCAUUCAGUCGCCUGGUUACAAGACAGGCAAAGGUGGCUAUGGAGCAGCUGCGGGCAGUGCCACCAGGCCCCCACCACCCCGUUCAACGGCCACGCCCAAAUGCCAGAGUCUGGGUGGGCCAGCAGCGGCCUAUGCCACCGGGAAGGCCUCUGGGGCUGGUGGGGCAGGUGGCCAAGCCUAUUCCCCUGGUCAGCCCCAAGGGCUUCUAGGACCCCAGGCCUAUGGGCAAGGGUUUGGAGGGGGUCAAGCCCAGGACUUGAGCAAAGGCCCUAGCUACUCAGGGGGGCCCCCGCAGCCCCCCAGUGGUCCCCCGCCUCCUGGUCUAGCCACGUGUCAGAGCUACUCCCCGGAUCAGCUGCAGGGGCAGCUGUAUGGGGUUCAGGGCGAGCCAUACCCAGGCCCAGCUGCCCACUCCCAGGGGCUACCCACGGCCAGCCCCUCGCUCAGCUACAGCACUGGCCAUUCCCCAGCGCUCUCGGGUCACGGCGGUGGCUGGGGGCCCAGCUCCCUGGGGGGUGGCGGGGAGGCCAGCCCUUCUCACAUCAUCCGCCCACUGCAGUCACCGCCUGCCCCCGGCCGCCCGCCUGGAGUCGGCUCUCCAGGAGCCCCUGGCAAAUACCUGAGUUCUGUCCUGGCCUCGGCCCCGUUCCUGGCGCCUCCAGGAGCCGGCAGCUACGCAGCCGGAGCAGGUGGCUACAAAGGCAAGGGGGAUGGCUCGGAGCUGCUGGCUGGGCCUGGUGGGCCUCCUGCCGAGCGCACAGAAGAUGAGGAAUUCCUCAUCCAGCAUCUCCUGCAGGCACCUAGCCCCCCGCGGACCACAGGGGCAGAUGGCUUGGUGGGUGAAGAUGGGGCAGCGGAUGCUUCCAAGGGACUUGGGGGUAGUGGUGGGGCCGGGGGUCCACCAGGCACACCCUACGAGCUGGCCAAGGAAGACCCCCAGAGGUAUCAUCUACAGAGCGUCAUCCGUACCAGUGCCAGCCUCGAUGAGGGCGCCACGGCAGCCCUGGAGCUGGGCCUGGGCAGGCUGAAGGAGAAGAAGAAAGGGCCAGAACGGGGCGGCGAGACCCCGGAGGGGCUGGCCACCUCAGUUGUCCACUAUGGGGCAGGUGCCAAGGAGCUGGGGGCCUUCCUCCAAAAGAGCCCACCACCCCCACCUCCCACCGCUCAGCCUGCCCAGCCCACACCCCACGGCCUCCUCCUGGAGGCUGGGGGCCCUGACCUCCCACUGGUGCUGCCUCCACCUCCCCCCCCCCAACUGCUCCCCUCGGUCCUCAGCCAUGCCCCCAGCCCCUCUCCCAGUGCCCCAAAAGUUGGCGUUCAUCUCCUUGAGCCAGCCGCCCGUGAUGGAGCACCCCAGCCGCCCCCGCCGCCGCCCCCGCCCCCGCCCCCCAUGCCCCUCCAGCUUGAGGCCCACCUCCGCAGCCACGGCCUGGAGCCUGGUGCCCCCAGCCCCCGCCUUCGACCUGAGGAGAGUCUGGAGCCGCCAGGCGCCAUGCAGGAAUUGCUUGGGGCCCUGGAGCCACUGCCCCCGGGGCCUGGUGACACUGGCGUGGGCCCACCUAAUACCGAGGGCAAGGAUCCCUCCGGUGCCUACCGCAGCCCCAGCCCGCAAGGCCCCAAGGCCCCCCGCUUUGUGCCACUCACGUCCAUCUGUUUUCCUGACUCCUUGCUCCAAGAUGAGGAGCGCAGUUUCUUCCCCACCAUGGAGGAGAUGUUCGGUGGAGGGGCAGCGGAUGACUAUGGCAAGGCAGGGCCGCCCGAGGACGAGGGUGAUCCCAAGGCGGGGACUGGGCCGCCUCCAGGCCCCCCUGCCUAUGAUCCCUAUGGGCCCUACUGCCCGGGUCGGGCGUCUGGAGCCGGGCCUGAGACGCCGGGCCUGGGCCUGGACCCCAACAAACCGCCUGAGCUGCCCUCCACGGUCAAUGCCGAGCCUCUGGGCCUGAUCCAGAGUGGGCCCCACCAGGCGGCCCCACCCCCCGCCCCCCCCCCUCCACCGCCGCCGCCUGCCUCAGAGCCCAAGGGAGGCCUGACCUCGCCCAUCUUCUGCUCUACCAAGCCAAAGAAGCUGCUCAAGACGUCCUCUUUCCACCUACUACGGCGCCGUGACCCACCCUUCCAGACGCCCAAGAAGCUGUAUGCCCAGGAGUAUGAGUUUGAGGCGGACGAGGACAAGGCCGAUGUGCCCGCUGACAUCCGCCUCAACCCUCGGCGCCUGCCUGACCUGGUGUCCAGCUGCCGCUCCCGCCCGACCCUCUCACCCCUGGGUGACAUCGACUUCUGUCCACCUAACCCAGGCCCCGAUGGCCCCAGGCGCCGGGGCCGCAAGCCCACAAGGGCUAAGCGCGAUGGCCCGCCCCGGCCCCGGGGUAGGCCCCGGAUCCGCCCACUGGAGGUCCCCACCACUGCUGGGCCAGCCUCAGCCUCCACGCCCACUGAAGGGGCCAAGAAACCUCGGGGCCGGGGCCGUGGUCGGGGCAGGAGGGCCGAGGAGGCAGGGGGCACACGGCUGGAACCCCUAAAGCCACUUAAGAUCAAGCUGUCUGUGCCCAAGGCCGGCGAGGGUCUGGGAGCCUCCUCUGGCGAUGCCAUAGCCGGCGCUGACCACAACAGCCUGGACUCCAGCCUGACCCGGGAGAAGAUUGAGGCCAAGAUCAAGGAGGUAGAGGAGAAGCAGCCAGAGAUGAAGUCCGGCUUCAUGGCCUCCUUCCUGGACUUCCUCAAGUCGGGCAAGCGUCAUCCGCCCCUCUACCAGGCCGGCCUGACGCCCCCACUCAGCCCCCCCAAGAGCGUGCCGUCCUCCGGGCCGGCCCGUGGCCUGCAGCCCCAGCCUCCUACCGCGCCCGCUGUGCCACACCCACCGCCCGCCGGCGCCUUUGGGCUAGGCGGUGCGCUGGAGGCGGCCGAGAGUGAGGGGCUAGGGCUGGGCUGCCCUUCGCCCUGUAAGCGGCUGGACGAGGAGCUGAAGCGCAACCUGGAGACGCUGCCCUCCUUCUCCUCGGACGAAGAAGACUCUGUGGCCAAGAACCGGGACCUGCAGGAGAGCAUCUCCUCAGCCAUCUCGGCGCUCGAUGACCCACCUCUCGCUGGGCCUAAAGACACUUCCACCCCAGAUGUGCCCUCCUUGACGACUGAGGCUGCGGUGCCAGGGCCCCCCCCUCUUCCGGGGCUCCCUAGUGCCAGCAGCAAUGGCACACCCGAGCCCCCGCUGCUGGAGGAGAAGCCCCCGCCCUCGCCGCCUCCCGCCCCGACGCCGCAGCCGCCGCCGCCGCCCCCCCGCCCCCCGCCGCCGGCCCUGCCCUCGCCGCCCCCGCUGGUGGCCCCGGUGCCCAGCUCGCCGCCCCCGCCGCCCCUGCCCUCGCCGCCGCCCCCGCCGGCCGCCGCCCCCGCCGCGCCCGAGGAGCCCGCCGCCCCGUCCCCCGAGGAGCCCGAGCCGCCCGACGCCCGGCCGCUGCACUUGGCCAAGAAGCAGGAGACGGCGGCCGUGUGCGGGGAGACGGACGAGGAGGCGGGCGAGAGCGGCGGGGAGGGCAUCUUCCGGGAGCGCGACGAGUUCGUCAUCCGCGCCGAGGACAUCCCUUCUCUCAAGCUGGCAUUGCAGACGGGGCGGGAGCCCCCACCCAUCUGGCGAGUGCAGAAGGCCCUGCUGCAGAAAUUCACUCCCGAGAUCAAGGAUGGGCAGCGACAGUUUUGUGCAACCAGUAAUUAUUUGGGGUAUUUUGGGGACGCGAAAAACCGGUAUCAGCGCCUUUACGUAAAGUUCCUGGAAAACGUCAACAAGAAGGAUUAUGUGAGGGUCUGUGCUCGAAAACCCUGGCAUCGGCCCCCAGUGCCUGUCAGGCGCUCUGGGCAGGCCAAGGGCCCCGUGUCUGCUGGGGGCAGCUCUGCACCUCCUCCCAAGGCCCCGGCACCACCUCCUAAGCCCGAAACCCCUGAUAAGACGAUAUGUGAGAAGCCCCCAGAGCAGACGCCUGAGACCCCUGUGCCUGAGCCCCCUGCUCCUGAGAAGCCAUCCCCGCCUCGGCCCGUUGAGAAGGAGAAGGAGAAAGAGCGGGUGACACGUGGGGAGCGGCCGCUUCGGGGCGAGCGGAGCGCAGGUGGGCGGCAGACUCGGCCUGAGCGGAGCCUCACCACGGGACAGCCCGCCACCUCCCGGCUGCCUAAGGCCCGGCCCACCAAGGUGAAGGCCGAGCCGCCCCCCAAGAAGAGGAAGAAGUGGCUGAAGGAGGCGGCGGGCAAUGCCUCGGCGGGCGGGGGUCCACCAGGCAGCUCCUCGGACUCAGAGUCAUCCCCGGGAGCACCCAGCGAGGACGAGCGGGCAGUCCCCGGGCGUCUGCUGAAGACCCGGGCGAUGCGGGAGAUGUACCGGAGCUACGUGGAGAUGUUGGUGAGCACAGCACUCGACCCAGACAUGAUCCAGGCCCUGGAGGACACCCACGAUGAGCUGUACCUGCCGCCCAUGCGGAAGAUCGAUGGCCUCCUCAAUGAGCACAAGAAGAAAGUCUUGAAGCGGCUGUCGCUGAGCCCAGCCCUGCAGGACGCCCUGCACACGUUCCCCCAGCUGCAAGUGGAGCAGAGCGGGGAGGGCUCCCCUGAGGAGGGGGCCGUGCGGCUGCGGCCGGCUGGGGAACCCUACAACCGCAAGACGCUCAGCAAACUCAAGAGGAGCGUGGUCCGAGCCCAGGAGUUCAAAGUUGAGCUGGACAAGUCGGGAUACUACACACUCUACCACUCACUCCACCACUAUAAGUACCAUACCUUCCUGCGCUGCCGGGACCAGACCCUGGCCAUCGAGGGCGGUGCUGAGGACCUGGGUCAGGAGGAGGUGGUCCAGCAGUGCAUGAGGAACCAGCCGUGGCUGGAACAGCUCUUCGACUCCUUCAGCGACCUGCUGGCCCAAGCACAGGCCCACAGCCGCUGCGGGUGACCCCGCCCAGCCUGGGGGAGCCACCUCUUCCAUGAACAGAGAAUUGGGACAGAACUGUGUCCUCAGGAGCUAAUCCCCUGGGCCCUGUCGCCAGGGAAGGGGGGGGUCAUUGGUCAGGGUGUGUCCAUGCUGCCCCCACAGGGCAGGGUUCAAAGUUCGACUCCUCCCCUCUCCCACGCCCCCUCCACUCCCUCCCCAGCCCUCCCACUGUCCGGUGUACAGAGAAAUUAUUUAUAUAUAUGUAUAAAUGUCUAUUUAGUAACGGUUUCCCUCCCCACCUUGCCCCAAUCCUCUCUCCACGGCCACAGCCCCGCCCCCUCCACCUUGUACAUAAUGUAUAGGAAAAGUCUAUGUAUGGUUGAGGGGGGCGGGGUGGCUUCAGAGAGCUGGGGGACCCCCUCCCCCCCAACCCCCCCUCACAGGCCAAGAUCUUUGCUAAAGGCCAUUCCCUCCCCAGGGCAUUCGGCAUCGGGUGGGAGGGGGAAAACGCAUCUUGUUAAUUAUUUUUAAUCUUAUUUAUUGUACAUACCUGGGGCGGGGGGCUGGGGAGGUGGAGGGGGGAGAAGGGUCCCCUCCCUUUGGCCCUCCCGUUCCUUUUCUACUGCGAUUGUCUGUGUCUGCCCCCCCCCCCCCACCGCCCCAUCCCCUUGUCUUCUGGAUGUGGUUCUAUUUUUUAUCUGUCUCCUCUCCCCUCCCCACCCCCCCACCCAGCUCCUCUGCUCCUCCCUCCCUCCCACCCUUUGUCUCUUGCUCUUUCUUGGGCUUCUGUACAACUCAACUUGUAUACACUGUGUACACACAACCAGCCAAACGAAAACCCAACAGCAAACACUUUAUCGGCCGGCUGGAGUGCCUCUGUCCUGCGGCGGGUGGGGGGCCCCAGGGGUGGCAGAGGCGGAGAGGGUCUGGAACGGGAACUUGGCUUCUCUGGAGCCCCUGGAAGCGGCCGGGCUGGGUCGUCGUAUGCGUUACGUCUCACUGUGUAAAAUUAGCCGCUCCCCCUCCCCGGCCCCAAAAUUUAGUGACUUAAAACAAAUGUUUACCCUCUGGUUUCUGAGGAUGAGGAACUGGGGAGCAGGUCAGCUGGGUGGUCCUGUCCCAGGGUCUGUUGUGAGGGUCCAGUCAAGUCAGCCAGAGCAGCAGCCCUCCAGGGAUUGAUGGGCUGUAGGACCUACUUUCAAGGUGGCUCUCUUUUAUUUAUUUUUUUUAAGAUUUUAUUUAUUUGAGAGAGAGCACGAGAGAGAGGGGAGUGAGGGGCGGAAGGAGAAGCAGACUCCGCGCUGAGCAGGGAGCCCCACGCAGGGCUUGAUCCCAGAACCCUGGGAUCAUGACCUGAGCCAAAGGCAGACGCUUAACCGACUGAGCCACCCAGGCGCCCCAAGGUGGCUCACUUUUAAGGUGUGCAGAUUGGCUGCGGGCUGGAGGCCUCAGUUCCUUGCCAUGUGGACCUUGCCAUGGGGUACCUUGAGUGUCUGCACACCAUGGCAGCCGGCUACCCCCAGAGCAGGGGAUCCCAGGGAGAGAGCAAGGAAGAAGACUUGCAGUUUUCUGUCCUAACACACCAUUGCCU